Molecule: messenger RNA, 3661 nt
Organism: Carassius gibelio (silver crucian carp)
Lineage: Eukaryota; Metazoa; Chordata; Actinopteri; Cypriniformes; Cyprinidae
Product: transmembrane anterior posterior transformation protein 1 homolog
Exons: 15
Coding region: 16-1764 (582 amino acids)
Biological process (GO): positive regulation of cilium assembly; maintenance of protein localization in endoplasmic reticulum
Cellular component (GO): endoplasmic reticulum membrane; ciliary basal body
Source: RefSeq, a predicted model, not a curated record
CGUAGGCCGUGACGCAUGAAUGUUGUGUCUGCGAGGAUGAUGGCGGACUCAGUAGCGACUGGCCUUGCGGACGAAAAUGAGACCGAAAAUGAGGAUAAAGAGAGGGAGAAACGACUCUUCAGAGAGACGAAGGAACAAGCCGCAUCAGACCUCACAGAAACUCUGGGAUUUUACGAGAGGAAGGCGAAAUACAAAGAGAGAAAGAGCAAUGUGUCAGAUCUCUCUCUGGUGAGGUUUAUCAGUGCUGAGUUGACUAGAGGAUAUUUUCUGGAACACAAUGAGGCUAAAUACACCGAGCGGAGAGAGAAGGUCUACACCUGCCUGCGUAUCCCGAAAGAACUGGAGAAGCUGAUGAUGUUUGGGUUUUUCCUGUGUCUGGAUGUGUUUCUGUACGUGUUCACUCUGCUGCCUCUCAGAGUGUUGCUAGCCUUGGUCCGACUGCUGACACUGCCCUGCUGUGGCCUCAGGGCUAGUAUAUGCCCCUACUGCAAAAAGAGCAGUGGAUCUCGUAUCUUGCAGCCCGCUCAGGUGUGUGAUGUUCUGAAGGGUGUCAUUAUGAUCCUGUGUUAUUUCAUGAUGCAUUAUGUGGAUUAUUCCAUGAUGUACCACAUGAUCCGGGGUCAGUCUGUCAUAAAACUCUACAUCAUCUACAACAUGCUGGAGGUGGCAGAUCGCUUGUUUUCAUCUUUCGGACAGGAUAUUCUGGAUGCUUUGUACUGGACUGCCACUGAACCGAAAGAGAGGAAGAGAGCUCAUAUAGGAGUCAUCCCACAUUUCUUCAUGGCUGUUCUCUACGUCUUUAUGCAUGCCAUUCUGAUUAUGGUUCAGGCCACCACACUGAAUGUGGCUUUCAAUUCACAUAACAAGUCGCUGCUUACCAUCAUGAUGUCUAAUAAUUUUGUUGAGAUCAAAGGAAGCGUAUUCAAGAAAUUUGAGAAAAACAACCUCUUCCAGAUGUCUAAUAGCGACAUUAAAGAAAGAUUUACAAACUACAUACUCUUACUAAUCGUCUGUCUCAGAAACAUGGAGCAGUUCUCCUGGAACCCAGAUCAUCUAUGGGUGUUGUUUCCUGAUGUUUGUAUGGUGAUCGCUUCAGAAAUUGCAGUGGACGUUGUCAAACAUGCCUUCAUCACCAAGUUUAACGACAUCACGGCAGAUGUCUACAGUGAAUACAGAGCAAGCUUGGCAUUUGAUCUGGUCAGCAGCAGACAGAAGAAUGCAUACACAGACUACAGUGACAGUGUGUCUAGGAGGAUGGGCUUCAUUCCUCUUCCUCUUGCACUAGUGUUGAUCCGAGUGGUGACCAGUUCUGUGAAGAUCCAGGGAUCUCUGUCCAUUGUGUGUGUUGUGCUCUUCUACCUGGGUAUGAUCACCCUGAAGGUGCUGAACAGUAUUGUGUUGUUGGGGAAAUCCUGUAAGUACGUGAAAGAGGCCAAUAUGGAGGAGAAGCUGUUCCAGAACCCUCCCUCUGCAGCUCCCAGCAGAGCGUCAAGCAGAGCCCAUAGAACCAAACACACACGAGAACCAGCAGGUGAGCCAGAGGAGGAGGGCUUGUCUGCAUCAGUCACCACUCAGCCCAGCCGAAGUGACGAAUGCCCCGCCCCUCAGCUCCCCACCAGCCAAUCAGAUCAGUUCCUCACUACACCAGAUGAAUCAGAAGAGAAAAGCCUUAUUCAGGACGAUACCGAACUUAAACACAGGGCGCCUGAUAAAGACUUACUGGAGAUUGAUCGCUUUACUAUCUGCGGGAACCGUAUCGACUGACGUUGAUGUGUGUUGAGAGUGACGCCAGGUUUGCACUGAAUGCCCGCCCUCUCUGCUAGCUGGAUUUGUUUGACAUUUGAGCUCGUUGGAUUGGGACAGCGAGAAACUGCAGGAUAUUUAUUAACAAGUGAUGCACCUAAUUUAUUUAAGACUUCAACACAGACGGUCACACACAGUUUUACCCAUCUGGAAUCCACCGGGUGAUGUUUUCAAGAGGUUGGAGAUCAGCGGGGGACGGCGGGGUGUAUCUUGGUCUGAUGGUCGCUGUGCUUACCUUAGGAAGCUUUGAAUGAGAAAAGGGAUGGAUUACAUUCCCAAAUCACAGAUUCUGAAGAUUUCGUACAUAUGUUUCGAACUAAAUAGGAUGCAAAUAGUCCAAAAAUGUAAAAUGCAGUGCUCCAAAACAAAUAACAGAAAUGCUUAAGUUUAUGUUUUUAAGACAGUUGCUCAUCUAUGACUGAAUUUCAGUUUAAAGACAGGGUUACCGUUUACAAUUUAUCAUUUUAUUUUAUUUUUUGCAUCAUUUGAGGAUAUGACCUUUUAAAAGGCCAUUGUGAAAUGCAUGCCUUUGAAUUCUGGAUUGAUUAAAACGCUGCAUCUAAAUGAAAGGAUAAUUGAUUAAUGCAAGAUAUUCGCAUGGAAUCUAAAAUGAAGGAAUGAAAUAUUUGGAAGUCAGUUUGUCCCCCACAAGCGUUUGUACAGAGAGUAAAGUAUCAGAUGAAUUGAUACAUUGAUGCAGAUACUAAAUAGUCAAUUAGCAACAUUCCAAACGUCAGAAUCUUGACCAAAGCAAUGCUGAAUUUACAGCCUUUUGCUAAUAUCUUGGGUUUUUACAGGUCAAUGAGCUUCAGAAUCCAGUAAUGUAAGCUAGUAACAAUGAGUCAAUGUUUCAGAAUAACCAACUUAUCAGUCAAUACACAUGAUCAGUAAUAAUGCAUCAUGUAUAGUGCGUUAUCAUCAUAGACAGUAAUGUUUUGCACAUUUGAUUUGCAUAACAGACCACAUUUUUGUGAAUCACUUAUGUCUCUUUGUAGAGCUGGAUGUCAGAAUUUAAGUUUUUGUUUUCUCUCUCAGUAAUGACAAAGAUGUUUUUUAUAACAUUUUUUUUUUUUUUUACUGCUUUUGGCAUUUGUAUUUCUUGUGUUACAAAUGUGUGGCUAUAAUCGCUUUGCAUUGUAACAUUAUCAUGGUGGCAUUUAGUCUGACAGUUCACACUCGAGUCAUCAUGUCAAAAAGGUGCUCAGUUUUUCAACAAAAAAAAAAAAAGGUUUGAUUUUAAUGAUCAUUUAGGAAGAUUAUUACGUGAAAAUAUCAACUAUGCCAAGGAAUUGUUUACCCUCCGUUGUCAAACUAAUGCAAACUCUGAUUCACAUUUUUCAAAACCUUUGCAUUCACUUUAACUUUCAAAAUGAUAUCAGCGAGUGUUUCUCACUGUUUUUACAUUUGAAACACUUGGUGUUAAAGAUACUUCUGCUUAUUUUUGAAAGAAAGAGAGAAUUUUAAGCAGAUGUUUGGUUCUGUUGUGCUUUUCAGUGUGAUUGCCUGUGCUUUCCCGUAGGUUCAGCCGCCUUUUGGCUCUUGAAAUAAAGCUGAAGUGUAGAUGUGCUGGAUAUGGCUCAGUAUGGCUCAAAAGGGUGAUUUUGCUUGAUUGAACCUUUCUAAUUCAUACUCGUAUCCAUUUAUUUGGAAAUGCAUUAAGAUCCAGCCAUCCCGCUCUUUCCAGACUGCCGUUUUCUCUCAUUGGUCGAUAACAGUUUGUUGUUUUCGGUGUGUUUUUGUACCCAUAUUAACUCCAGCCUCUAGAAACUGAAGAGGAAUGAUCCCUUGUAUGUUUCAGAGACAGAAUUGGGGAGAGGAAUCAGGGCAUUGUGUUAAUUAAAGUUUUGUUCUUUUUCUA